CGGGGAGGCGAGAACCAAUAGCCGCGACGCUUACAGCGCAGCAUUGACGUCUGGAGCCAAUAGGGUGAGGGCUUUCUGGUGAUGCCCUGUCGGCAGCGGGCAUGGCGCCUCCCGCACGCUACUGCGUCCCUGGCGAGCGGCUGUGCAGCACGGAGCAGGCCACGGCUGGCAGCGGCACCUACACUCGUCAUGGCUUCAUCUUCUCCUCGCUGGCGGGCUGUCUGGAGAGAAAGAAUGAGGACAGCGAGCUGCCCGUGGUGUCGGUGGUGAGAGACAGCGAGUCCCAGCUGCUGCCCAACGUGGGGGCUGUGGUGACAUGCAAGGUCUGCAGCAUUAACUCUCGCUUUGCCAAGGUCCACAUCCUCUAUGUUGGCUCCACGCCGCUGAAAUCCACCUUCCGAGGCACCAUACGGAGAGAAGAUAUCCGAGCCACGGAGAAGGAUAAGGUAGAAGUGUACAAGAGCUUCCGCCCCAGUGACAUCGUCCUGGCCAAAGUUAUCUCCCUGGGGGACGCGCAGUCCAACUACCUGCUGAGCACAGCAGAGAACGAGCUGGGCGUGGUGGUGGCACGCAGUGAGGCAGGGGUGCAGAUGGUGCCCAUCAGCUGGUGCGAGAUGCAGUGCCCACGCACACACACCAAGGAGUUCCGGAAGGUGGCCCGGGUGCAGCCCCAGUUCCUGCAGACCUAACACCUCAGGGGCGCAGGGGGCUGUGGAGCCACAGCAGCCCCUGGGCCCCCACCUCCUUCCCACGUUCAGCCAGGCCUCCACUGGCAGGACAGGUUUGCUGCUUUUGGAUAAUAAAAUGUUUUUUGAGA
Messenger RNA from Passer domesticus (house sparrow), 817 nucleotides. RefSeq names its product exosome component 1 (gene EXOSC1). NCBI's taxonomy places the organism in Eukaryota, Metazoa, Chordata, Aves, Passeriformes, Passeridae. Gene Ontology annotation, cellular component: cytoplasm; nuclear exosome (RNase complex). The record is from RefSeq and is a predicted model, not a curated record. The transcript has 8 exons. Gene Ontology annotation, molecular function: RNA binding. The coding region runs from base 102 to 689 and encodes 195 amino acids. Gene Ontology annotation, biological process: RNA processing.